CAUUGUAUCCGGAGCACAGAGCCGUCUUUCCAGCAUGCAGGGGCUGCUCAGGCCAAGUGUGUGGUUCCAAAGAGGAGUUUAAUACCCCAGCCCCACCCUGUCACCAACUUAUCUUCAGAAACCUUGUAGAAUUUAGUCAUAUCCAGAAAGAGGACAGAAUUCAGCCAUGGCUCCCAGGAAGAGAGGCGGACGGGGGAUUUCAUUCAUCUUUUGCUGUUUCCGAAAUAAUGACCACCCAGAAAUCACAUAUCGACUGCGAAAUGAUAGCAAUUUUGCCCUUCAGACCAUGGAGCCAGCCUUGCCCAUGCCCCCUGCGGAGGAGCUGGACGUCAUGUUCAGUGAACUUGUGGAUGAACUUGACCUCACAGACAAACACAGGGAAGCCAUGUUUGCACUUCCAGCUGAGAAAAAGUGGCAAAUAUACUGUAGCAAGAAAAAGGACCAGGAAGAAAACAAGGGAGCUACAAGUUGGCCUGAAUUCUACAUUGAUCAACUCAAUUCCAUGGCUGCUAGAAAAUCCCUGCUGGCUUUAGAGAAGGAAGAAGAAGAAGAGAGAAGUAAAACUAUAGAGAGUUUAAAGACAGCACUAAGGACAAAACCAAUGAGGUUUGUAACCAGAUUCAUCGACUUGGAUGGCUUGUCGUGUAUUCUCAACUUUCUUAAGACCAUGGACUAUGAGACCUCUGAGUCUCGAAUACAUACCUCUCUCAUUGGAUGUAUAAAGGCGCUAAUGAACAACUCUCAAGGUCGGGCUCAUGUCCUGGCUCAUUCUGAGAGUAUUAAUGUAAUUGCUCAGAGUCUGAGCACAGAGAACAUUAAGACGAAGGUGGCCGUGCUGGAAAUCUUGGGCGCCGUGUGCCUGGUUCCUGGGGGCCACAAGAAGGUUCUACAGGCCAUGCUGCACUACCAGAAGUAUGCCAGCGAAAGGACCCGCUUUCAGACCUUAAUUAAUGACUUGGAUAAAAGCACGGGGCGAUAUCGAGAUGAAGUGAGUCUCAAGACUGCCAUCAUGUCCUUCAUUAAUGCAGUGCUAAGCCAAGGCGCAGGAGUGGAAAGUUUGGACUUUAGACUUCAUCUUCGCUAUGAAUUUCUGAUGUUAGGAAUUCAACCUGUAAUAGAUAAGUUAAGGGAACAUGAAAAUUCAACAUUAGAUAGGCACUUAGACUUUUUUGAAAUGCUCCGAAAUGAAGAUGAACUAGAAUUUGCCAAAAGAUUUGAACUGGUUCACAUAGACACAAAAAGUGCAACCCAGAUGUUUGAGUUGACCAGGAAGAGGCUGACUCACAGUGAAGCCUACCCUCACUUCAUGUCCAUCCUUCACCACUGCCUCCAGAUGCCUUACAAGAGGAGUGGCAACACUGUUCAGUACUGGCUACUGCUGGAUAGAAUCAUACAGCAGAUAGUGAUCCAGAACGACAAAGGACAGGACCCUGACUCCACACCUCUGGAGAACUUUAACAUUAAGAAUGUCGUACGAAUGUUGGUUAAUGAAAAUGAAGUUAAGCAGUGGAAAGAACAAGCAGAAAAGAUGAGAAAAGAGCACAAUGAGCUACAACAGAAACUGGAAAAGAAGGAGAGAGAAUGUGACGCCAAGACCCAAGAGAAGGAAGAAAUGAUGCAGACCUUAAAUAAAAUGAAAGAGAAACUUGAAAAGGAGACUACUGAGCAUAAGCAAGUCAAGCAGCAGGUGGCGGACCUCACAGCACAGCUCCACGAGCUCAGCAGGAGGGCCGUCUGUGCUUCUGUCCCAGGAGGACCCUCACCUGGAGCCCCAGGGGGGCCCUUUCCUUCCUCAGUGCCUGGGUCCCUUCUUCCUCCCCCGCCACCCCCACCCCUGCCAGGUGGAGUGCUUCCUCCUCCUCCACCUCCCCUCCCCCCAGGGGGCCCUCCCCCUCCCCCAGGGCCUCCUCCUUUAGGGGGAGUCAUGCCACCUCCUGGUGCACCAAUGGGACUGGCACUCAAGAAGAAAAACAUUCCUCAGCCCACAAAUGCCCUGAAGUCCUUCAACUGGUUGAAGCUGCCUGAGAACAAACUGGAAGGAACAGUAUGGACUGAAAUUGAUGAUACAAAAGUCUUCAAAAUUCUAGAUCUCGAAGACCUGGAAAGAACUUUCUCUGCCUACCAAAGACAGCAGGAUUUCUUUGUGAACAGUAACUCCAAGCAGAAAGAAGCAGAUGCCACUGAUGACACACUGAGUUCCAAACUGAAAGUCAAAGAACUUUCAGUGAUUGAUGGUCGGAGAGCUCAGAAUUGCAACAUCCUGCUGUCAAGGUUGAAAUUAUCCAAUGAUGAAAUCAAACGGGCAAUUCUAACAAUGGACGAGCAGGAAGAUCUGCCCAAGGACAUGUUGGAACAGCUUUUGAAAUUUGUUCCUGAAAAAAGUGAUAUUGACCUGUUGGAGGAACAUAAGCAUGAAUUGGAUCGGAUGGCCAAGGCUGAUCGAUUCCUGUUUGAGAUGAGCCGAAUCAAUCAUUAUCAGCAAAGACUGCAAUCGCUGUACUUCAAAAAGAAGUUUGCAGAGCGUGUGGCAGAAGUGAAACCCAAAGUAGAAGCAAUUCGUUCUGGCUCAGAAGAAAUAUUCAGGAGUGGCGCCCUCAAGCAGUUGCUGGAGGUGGUUUUGGCAUUUGGAAAUUACAUGAAUAAAGGCCAAAGAGGAAAUGCCUAUGGAUUCAAGAUAUCCAGCCUCAACAAGAUUGCUGACACAAAAUCCAGUAUUGACAAGAACAUUACCCUUUUGCACUAUCUAAUAACUAUUGUGGAAAAUAAAUACCCCAAGGUUCUCAAUCUAAAUGAAGAAUUGCGGGAUAUUCCUCAAGCGGCAAAAGUAAACAUGACUGAGCUGGACAAGGAAAUCAGUACCUUGAGAAGUGGCUUGAAAGCAGUGGAGACAGAACUGGAAUAUCAGAAGACUCAGCCCCCACAGCCUGGAGAUAAGUUUGUUUCUGUUGUCAGCCAGUUCAUCACCGUAGCCAGCUUCAGCUUCUCCGAUGUUGAAGAUCUUCUAGCAGAAGCUAAAGACCUGUUCACUAAAGCAGUGAAGCACUUUGGGGAGGACUCUGGCAAAAUACAGCCGGAUGAGUUCUUUGGCAUUUUUGACCAGUUCCUUCAAGCUGUGUCAGAAGCCAAGCAAGAGAAUGAGAACAUGAGAAAGAGGAAGGAGGAGGAAGAGCGGCGAGCUCGCAUGGAAGCACAGCUCAAAGAACAAAGGGAAAGGGAGCGGAAAAUGAGAAAAGCUAAAGAGAAUAGUGAGGAAAGCGGAGAGUUUGAUGACCUCGUUUCAGCUUUACGCUCAGGAGAAGUGUUUGACAAAGACCUUUCUAAACUGAAACGGAAUCGCAAACGCAUCUCCAACCAGGUGACGGACAGCAGCCGAGAGAGACCGGUCACGAAACUGAAUUUUUAGUUUUCCUGGAUACUUUUCUAAAAAGCUCAGUAGCAGCCCUUUGAAGUGACUAGACCGUUCCAUUACACUGCCUUGCAAUCCAAACAGUGGCAAUUUCCUCCUUCAUCUGUGAGUGUGUGUGAAUGUGUGUGUAUGUAAAUGUAUGUGUAUAUGUAUAUUAAAAAUGUAUAUAGAAGUCUGAGUAUCGUCUGGAGACCUCUAUGUAUGGAUAAAAAUUUUCUGUUAACGUACGUGCUCAGAAACCCUUUGCGUAUGCAUUCAUAUUGAGUGUGGCUCAUUUUCUUUCCCUGAACACCAUGACUGUUCAGAAGCACAAUACUAUCUCCUAAAAGAGAUGACAGACAUUCCCUAAGCAUAAAAAAGAAAAAGAAAAAAAAAAAAAAAGAGAGAGAGAAAGAAAAAGGCUUGUGAAAUAUUUUACAGUUUCCAAG
This is a messenger RNA of Sciurus carolinensis (gray squirrel), 3834 nucleotides long. RefSeq names its product dishevelled associated activator of morphogenesis 1 (gene Daam1). The transcript has 27 exons. Lineage: Eukaryota; Metazoa; Chordata; Mammalia; Rodentia; Sciuridae. Gene Ontology annotation, molecular function: small GTPase binding; actin binding. Gene Ontology annotation, cellular component: stress fiber. The coding region runs from base 167 to 3403 and encodes 1078 amino acids. The record is from RefSeq and is a predicted model, not a curated record. Gene Ontology annotation, biological process: actin cytoskeleton organization.